AAUUGGUGUAAUAGAGCAAACCCUAAAAAGCUAAAAACCACAGCAGGGCAGCAGCUUAGAAAACCCUAACAAUGACGCAGAAAGACACCCUAUUCAAAGGGCAACAAAAGAAGAAAACAAUCCCUCCUAAUCGCCAUGGCAAAGUCCCCGUUACCCGAAAAGGGAAGAGAUUUGUGAAGCCUUCGAAGACAACGAAGGAGAUGGAUGUUGAUAGAGAGUUGACCAAAUUCAUUAAUCAAUGCAAUGAGGUGAAAGCAGCCACGAUUGCUAACAAGGAAGGGGGGCAGCUAAGUAUUGUCAAGGCACCGCCAGAAACUUCCAAAGCUGCAAAGAAAUAAAUUUAGUUGAUGCUACAGAAGAGAAGUAUAUGAUAUGGAAAUUUACAUAAUCCUGAAACAUGUUCAGAACCAGGUAGUUUGGUGAGGGCUUGUUCGUUCUAUUUUGUUUUCACUUCCAUCUGGUUAGUGUUUUCUGUAUUAUGCUUUGAAGUUUUGAUAGUGUAGCAGGCUGAGUAUUCUAUAGGUUUUACAAAAAUGAGAUCUAAAUGAUUCUUUACUGUAUUUGUAUGACAAUUUUUCUUCCUCCUUUUUUCAUUUGUAAUCCUCAUUUUAUUUAUGGUUGAAAUAAGGGUUUUAUCAGAAAUUGGAAUGAUGAUUGAGCCCUUCCAACAAUUCUGC
Messenger RNA from Manihot esculenta (cassava), 677 nucleotides. RefSeq lists its product as uncharacterized. The record is from RefSeq and is a predicted model, not a curated record. The coding region runs from base 72 to 338 and encodes 88 amino acids. Lineage: Eukaryota; Viridiplantae; Streptophyta; Magnoliopsida; Malpighiales; Euphorbiaceae. The transcript is spliced from 3 exons.